AUGCACAACAUGUGCAUGACAUUGACAGUUGACACAUUGACAUUUUGAUAAGAAGAUGUGACGUGAGAAACUUCAAAAAUGGGAAAUGAAAAUGGCGACAACACACUCAACACAUUCAUAGACGAGUGUUGUUUGUUGUGUUAAAGUUUCAUAAAACUAACCAUUUGUUGUAUUGUCCUUUAAAAAUAACGUAUUGUGAUACGGACAGAGCAGACACCAAACCUAAACAGUGCUAGUUGUUUGUGAGAUUCGUAAAAAAACGUUUAGUAAAUGUAUUUUUAUCCUCGUCAUGAAGUUAUUUACAUAAUUUUGCAAGAGUUCUCGAGGCGCGAUGUUUACCCCAGUGUUGUUAGUGUUUUUGUUGUGCCGAAUUAGUGCCGAAUCUGUUACAGUGAAGUAUCGGUGUGAAGUGAGUAGCAAUGAAACUGCUGUCACGACAUUCUCACCUUCAUCGGACGGAGUCAGGGGUCGUUACACUGCGGAACUGUGCGCCCAACAUAAUUCUAAUAUGACAAACUUGACAAUAAAUCUAACUUAUAAUGAUAAUAAAAAUGUGUGCAAUCGCACCAGAAAGCACAGAUGGUACACAAGGCCUGGUCAUCAGCACUCUUCUAACACUGUAGACAUAACUAAUUUGACUAACUGUACCCGGGUGUGUUACGCUAUGGACUUUGAUAUGAUAUUUAGUGGCUGUUAUGAGAUCAAGAGUACAUUCACUGAGGGUAAAAGAAGUGGUGCUCCAUUCGACUCAUACCACCUUAUUAAUAACUCCAUCUCCAAGGAGGACUAUGACAAAAACAAGCCUAACAUUAACUUUGUCAACCACGAUGAUUGGGUGUCACUGCACUGGUACCUGGGAAUACCUCUGGUAGACUACAAUGUGACGCUGCACAGAACUGACAGCAAACAGGAGCAGGAGUACUUAAGCCAGGCUGAGGUUGUUACACAAAACUGCAGUGUGAUGGAAAAUGUGGAGGAGCUGUUCUGUGAGCUAUCACCAGAGUAUGGAUGCUACCAGGCCAUACUGGAGCAUGGCGGCCUGUGGACAUCCGGCAUAUUCACUGACAUGAGAUUUGUCAAGUAUAGUUUCUGCCACCAGGCGGCGGCGGCGCCGUCGCUGCGCGCGCGCGGGGGCGCGGGCUGGGGCGGCGCGCUGCUGGCGGCGGCGGCGCUGGCGGCCGCGCUGGCGCUGCACCGCGCGCUGCGCCGCCGCUCCUACCACAAGCGCAUGCUCGACAUCAUGUUCCGGAACCGCUUCAGUGAGCCGGAGACGCCGGCGCCGGCGCCCGCGAUGCCCGAGUCUCGCGACAUACUGCUACUGUACGCGCGCGAGGGAGACCUCGGACAAGAAGUCGUGGACGCACUCAAGGACCUCAUCACCGAAACAACUGGAGCCAAGAUCUACGACCUGUUCAGCGCGGAGGUGGUGGCGGCGCUGGGCGCGGCGCCGGGCGCGUGGCUGCGCGGCGUGCUGGCCGGCCCGGCGCGCGUGCUGCUGCUGCAGGGGCCCGCGCUGCACGCGCUCUACGACCUGAGGCUGCAGGGGGACCAUCGGGGACUCACGUUAGCGGCGCCGGGCCGCGGGCGGCGCGCCAUGUACCGGCGCCCGGCCGUCGGCGACGACCUGCUGGCCGCCGCGCUGCGCCAGCUGGCCGACACCCCGCACCGGCACCACCACUACCACAAGUACUACCUCGCCACCGUGUCGGGGCUGGAGACGGACAUCUUGCCGAGCGUGGUCCCGUACCGGCGCUACUUGCUGCCCGAGGCGGCGCGGGUACUGCUGGCCGACCUGGGCGGCGCGCCGGCGGGCGGCGGGCCGGCGGGCGGCGGGGGGCAGCCUGUCCCGGCUGCAGGCGGCGACGGCGGCGCUGGUGUCGCACGCGGCGGCCCGGCCGGACUACCUGCACGACGAACUCAUCCUGCUGCAACCCGACCCCUAGCGCACCACUCGCCUCGCACUGAGGUCUCUAUCUACACGUCCAUUUCUUCAUAUUCUAAGCGCCCACGGUCAGCUAUAGGUGAUAAACUUACUUGUACUUAAAUAAAUGAAAUAAUGAAAGUACAUUAUUCAUUUCCAAUUUUAAAAUCGAUUUUUUAAUCUGUUUUUGAAAUAUCAAAAACGCCAUUCGCCAUAUUGCGUUCCAAGGUCAAUAGACUAUUGGGUUGUGUUAAUUGUAACAGCUAAGCAUUUAUAGUCAUGCAAACUUAACGUAUACACAAAGUUUCAACUCAAUAAUCGAUUGAAGAUUUUUGCUUCAACAUUUUCUUGCAAGAUUCUACUUCACAGACAUGAAAAAUUAAAUAAAAACUUAGGUAACAUUAGCGGAUGGUCCAAUUUUCGUUUGUCAUCUAUAACCGACCGUGGUGAUCAAAAGAUUACACCACUUCACUUCUCCCAACCGAUGGCAUUUAUAGAACGAUACGUUCUAGUCGUUUUAUAUAAAUAUUCGAGAUUCUACUGAAUAUGAAACUAGGAUUAGAGCAACGUGUAACUUGUACGUGAUAUUGUAAAUAUUAAUGUAGAACUAUAUAGUGCUUCCAUGACAUAACGUGGGCAACAUAUAGACGCCAUGCGUCGAAUCUCAACAUAUUGUAUGUGCUUUGAUAAAGAAAAUGUCUACUUAUUACAGCAGUGCAUCAUCACUCACUCUAAGAAUAUCUUUUAAUUCAAUACCAAGAUUUAAAAAAAUGUAAUAUAUCACUCCUUAAAUACUAAAUAACAGAAUACAGAUGUGAAUUAUUCCUUAGAUAUUAUCAACAAACAAAUGUAUGAUGUUGAAAUAUUAUUUUGGGUUCUUUAACUCAAGACUACAGUGUAAUAAUAAUAAUCUGUUGUCAUAUCUGUAAAUACCAUACGUAAUUGAAACAUAAUUCUCUCUAUUGUCAUUUCUACGACAAAAAUGAUCUCGUACGUUUACUGGAGAAAUAAAAACAUUGCUACUUUCGACAGGAGUUUACUAUACUAUACUAUAUAAUAGUUAAUAUGUAAAUAUAUAUCUUAAAUAGUACACAGUACUUAUACUAAAAUGGCUGCUAUUAAGUAUAGGUACAUAGGUUAUAAUACUUAUAAUGUUAUUAUUUUUAAAAAUACAUGUUUCAUAUUAUAUUUGUGGGUGCUAUGCAUUUUAUACAACAAUAAGAUAUUAUAGCACCAUGUUGUGACAUCACAGUUAUUAAAACUACCAAGUUCGGUAGAGUUUACCAAAAAUGAUUGACAGUAUAAUAAAACCAUACUGUUUUACAAUAUACAAAUGCAUGGUACUGAACUUACUAUGUUAUUUUGACACUGGUUUUGUGAUAUCGUCACUAUCGUCUGGAGGCGGACACUACUAAACAAAGGCCUCUCCUUUGAAGAGAAAUAGCCCCACGCUUGGCAGGAGGCUUGGGGAUCGCAGUAAAGAUCCAAACAGUUGAGGAAUAUCAGGCCAUCACGUCCUUCAGUAGGAUGUGCUCGGGUCCCAAGCAAUGUAUGUAAUUGGGUACUUUCCUUAAUCAAAAAUAAAUUAUUUCAUCUGUUCAGUACAAUAAAAUAUGUAUUACAAAAUAAUCACACUUUCAUUAAUUGAUUUCAUGACCAACUUAAUUUUAGUAUUUUUCCAGAAAAUUUAUUAGCACUAAAUAUGUUGUUAGAUGCUAAAAAUGUGUCGAUACCCGAUCUCGUACAAAAUUCAUAGAAAACUGACGUUUUUGGCAGUUCGUAAAAAGUAUUGAAUUUGACUUGUUUGCAAGUACCCAAUUUAUACAGCUCAUGGUGAUUUUAGUCAACAUUUUCCUUCAUGAAAAACAUUUACGAUAUUAUGACAUGAUUGUAUAAGGAUUAUCUUUCAAAGUUUAGAUGAUACAUAAUGAUUAUUUUGAUAUAAUAUCAAUCUUGCCGGUUAAGUACGAAAUACUAAUGUCCGGUGCAUGUCAGAUGCCUGCUAAAUAGAAUAUAAUGUAUAUAUAUGAUAGUGUAAGUGUAGGUAUUGUUGUCAAGUUGUUGUCUGUGUCGUUAUAUUGUUGUAUGCCCCUGUACCUCUCUACUUCCCGGGGACAAUCCAGUUCACUGUCUAUUAUCGUUACCUCAUUAAAAAGAAACAAAUCCACGGGAUUGUAAAUCUUGUGAGACAUUAAAUUAUGAUUAUUGUAUUAUAGCCAAAAUUUAUAGCCGAUCAAACUGAUAUCGAUUCGCAGAUUUUUAAUUUCAGCCGUUAUUCACGUAAUUUAUCUAGUUUCGAGCCACGCUUGCGGCUAUAUUCCUAAGCGGCAUUGGCCGACUCUAGUCAAGUUACCCAAUAAAUUACGUGAUAUUAGAUCAAUUACUUUUAUGUGUUGUUUUUUGUUAAAUUUUUAUAGCGUUAUCGAUGAAUAGACAGUCAAUUUGGUAAAAUGUCCCUGUACCCUCAUAGUAUAAGGUGACCACGUGGUUUCUGUUGCAUUUCUUUGUCGUGGAUGAAUGAAUGCAACGAAUUUGUUAAUCAAAUGCAAUAAAUAAACAUGUUGUCUUUUUGCACCAUUUUCUUUA
This is a messenger RNA of Spodoptera litura, 4507 nucleotides long. Lineage: Eukaryota; Metazoa; Arthropoda; Insecta; Lepidoptera; Noctuidae. The record is from RefSeq and is a predicted model, not a curated record.